AUGCGUCAGAAACGAGCUAAAUCAUACAAGAAACAGAUGACAAUCUACCAUCACACAUUCAAGUUUCGUUCACCCUACCAAGUCCUUCUUGACAACGAGCUUGUACUCAACAUCACUCAAGCAUCCUAUAAUCUCAUGAACGGGCUCACCAAGACCAUCCAAGGUGAAAUCAAACCCAUGAUCACACAAUGCUGUAUGCAAGCGCUCUACGACACAAAGAACCAAACAGCUAUAGACUUGGCCAAGACGUUUGAAAGAAGAAGAUGUAAUCAUCGUGAUGCCAUUGAUCCAGCAGAAUGCAUUGAAAGUGUGGUUGACAUUGAUGGAGUUAAUAAGCAUAGAUAUGUUGUCGCUUGUCAAAACUUAGCAUUGAGGAAGAAAUUGAGAAAGAUCCCGGGUGUUCCCUUGAUUUUUAUGAACCGUUCCGUCAUGGUUAUGGAACCUUUAAGUGAUGUGUCUGCAAAGUAUUCCCGAGAAUUCGAAGAAAAGAAAUUGACUGCAGGAUUGAACUCAAUAGAGUCCAGGAGAAAAGCUGAAGAAGAAAAAGGUGCUUCUGAAGAAGAAUCAGCAAAGAAAAAGAGAAAGGGUCCAAAGGAGCCAAACCCAUUAAGUAUAAAAAAGAAAAAGAAAACCGAACCACAACCAACCACUGAACUGGCAAAAAAGAAACCAAAUAGAAGAAGAAAGCACAAGUCGACUACAGAAUCUGAAGCUAAUUCAGCAAAAGAGGAAGAUCUGGAAGCUAAAGCAACCAAUGAAGAAGCUGAAAAACCAAACGAACCUGUUGAACUUUCAGCUGAAAAUGAAUCUUCAUAG
Messenger RNA from Spathaspora passalidarum NRRL Y-27907, 816 nucleotides. Its product is annotated as rRNA-binding ribosome biosynthesis protein. The transcript has a single exon. Lineage: Eukaryota; Fungi; Ascomycota; Pichiomycetes; Serinales; Debaryomycetaceae. Bases 1 to 816 code for a protein of 271 amino acids. Gene Ontology annotation, molecular function: small ribosomal subunit rRNA binding. Gene Ontology annotation, cellular component: nucleolus; small-subunit processome. The record is from RefSeq and is a predicted model, not a curated record.